Messenger RNA from Talaromyces proteolyticus, 1347 nucleotides. RefSeq lists its product as uncharacterized. Gene Ontology annotation, molecular function: FAD binding. NCBI's taxonomy places the organism in Eukaryota, Fungi, Ascomycota, Eurotiomycetes, Eurotiales, Trichocomaceae. The record is from RefSeq and is a predicted model, not a curated record. Gene Ontology annotation, biological process: secondary metabolite biosynthetic process. The coding region runs from base 1 to 1347 and encodes 448 amino acids. The transcript has 3 exons.
AUGGGAGACAUACAGCGAAAUUGCCAAGGACACGACGGUCCCAAGCCUCCCCUGGACGUCGCAGUCGUGGGAGGCGGCAUUAUCGGCGUCGUCACAGCUCUCGGCUUUUUGCAACGCGGGAUGAAUGUGGUCAUCUACGAGCGUGCUGCCAAAUUCGAAGAGAUAGGAGCAGCCAUUGGCUUCACUGGAGUUGCGCGGGAAUGCAUGCAGCGCUUGAACCCUCGAAUUCUCGAGGUUCUACGCCAGGUUGGUCAAAGGAGUCCCCAUGAGACGGUCCGCUACUGGGACGGCUUCCACCCGCGAACCAAGGAAUCUGCAGAGCAGGAAGAGAGCUCGUUGCUCUUUGACGUGCCACAGCAAGGUUUGGCCUUUUGGGCCUGUCUGCGGUCGCACUUUUUGUGUGGGAUGGUCGACCAGUUGCCCGAAGGCUCCGUACAAUUUGGGAAACAGCUCGUGAAUUACACGGACAGUGAUGGGAGCGAGAAAGUCAAGUUACACUUCGCCGAUGCGACAACCGCUGAGGCGGAUGUUGUGAUCGGCUGCGACGGAAUCCAUUCGGCAACGCGCAAGCUUCUCCUGGGCAAAGAACAUCCGGCGUCAAACCCAAGCUACUCUCAUAAGUUGGUAUUCCGCGCUCUCGUCUCUUUUCCCGGCGCAGUCGCCGCUCUAGGCGCCGACAAGGCUAGCGACCAAUGUCUUCAUUUGGGACCCGGUGCCCAUAUGGUAUCCUUUCCGGUGAAUAAUGGGGCAAUGUAUAACAUCGUGCUCGCCAUCCACGACUCGCAAGAGUGGCCGGAUCCCUAUACCAUGACUGCCACAAGCACGCGCGAAGAAGUUUCCUCCGUGAUGGAACACUGGGGUCCGCACCUGACCGAAAUAAUCGGUCUCCUACCAGAAAAACUAACCAAGUACGGCGUGUUCGACAUGGCGGAAAACCCGGCGCCUACUUACGCGUCUGGACGUGUAUGUAUUGCCGGGGAUGCAGCGCACGCUAGUAGCCCUUUCCAUGGUUCUGGGGCCUGCAUGGGCGUUGAGGAUGCUCUUGUCCUGUCCGAGUUACUGGAUCACGUCCAGUCCUUACCUGUAAGCGCAAGACCACACUCUCUCGCGGCUGCGCUGCAGGCUUUCAGUACCGUGCGAAUCGAGCGUAGCCAGUGGUUGGUGCAGAGCUCGCGCGAAAUAGGUGAUAUCUACGAGUGGCGGUACCCUGACACGGGUGAGGAUAGCGCUAAAUGCAAGGCUGAGUUUGAGUGGCGGACGAAGAAGAUUUGGGAUUUUGAUGUAGAUGCAAUGGUGGCUGAGUCGAAGAAGGAAUAUGAUAAGCUUGCUACAAGUACAGUAUAUUGA